AAGACAAGAGCUUUAAAGGGAGUGGUUUGCACCGUUGUAAGUUGCAGUAUUUCUUCAGACACCUCCACGUGUUCUUCACUCCUAUGUCAGCAAGCAUGGCUACAGACUUUUCUAAGAACGCAGAGGAGAGGCCGGAGCCCUUUAAAGCAGAAGUGAAAGGGAGUAUUCCCAGCUGGCUGCAAGGCACACUGCUGCGCAAUGGCCCUGGCAUCUUUUCUGUGGGGGACACAAGCUACAACCACUGGUUUGAUGGGAUGGCUAUCAUGCACAGCUUCGCCUUCAAAGAUGGCAAGGUGAAGCUGGCUGGAGAAGCAGGCAGACAGGCUGACAGGAAUCCAGGAAACGACAGGAGCGGUGAUCACCAGCACCGGAUAAUCCUUCAGGCAGAGCAAAAGACAGGAGGAGGAAAAGGUGAAGUGACCCACAGAAGCAGAUUUCUUAGAGGUGAUACCUAUAAAGCUAACAUGGCUGCAAACAGGAUAGUUGUGUCUGAAAUGGGGACAAUGGCCUACCCAGAUCCAAGCAAGAAUUUCAUUGUCAAGGCGAUUACCUUUCUCAACCACACAGUGCCUGAUUUCACUGACAACGGCGCAAGCAAUGUCCUUAAAUAUGGAAAUGACUAUUAUGCCACCUCUGAAACCAACUACAUCCGCAAGAUUGAUCCUGUGACCCUGGAGACUCAGGACAAGGUGGACUACAUGAAGUACCUGCCGAUAAACUUGGCUUCGUCCCAUCCACACUAUGACAAAGAGGGCAACGCGUACAACAUCGGGACUUCAAUAGCAGAGAAGGGCAAGACUAAAUACAUACUGUUCAAAGUCCCUGCUGUUUCAGAGAAAGACAAAGGCGAGAGUGCCCCUGCACUGAAGAAUGUGGAGGUGAUCUGCACAGUUGCUUGCCGCUCGCUGCUCACACCCAGCUACUACCACAGCUUCGGCAUGACGGACAACUACUUCAUCUUCAUCGAGCAGCCUUUGAAACUGGACAUCCUCAAGAUGGCCACUGCAUACAUGAGAGGAGUCAACUGGGCGAGCUGCCUGAAAUUCUGCCCUGAGGAAAAUACUUUGAUCCACCUGAUAGACAGAAAGACUGGCAAAGAGGUAGAGACAAAGUACUACACUGGAGCAAUGGUCGUCUACCAUCACGUGAAUGCUUUCGAGGAAGACGGUCACGUGAUCUUCGAUGUCAUCGCCUACAAAGAUAACAGCCUUUAUGAUAUGUUCUACCUGAGCAACCUGAAAGAAAACGCCGGGUUCCAUGACAAUACCUACUCCAAACCAAGCUACAGAAGAUUUGCACUUCCCAUCCGCUUAGACAAGGGCAUUGCGGUUGGAGAGGACCUGGUGAAAGUCAAAUACACGACAGCCAGUGCUGUGAAGGAGAAAGAAGGCAAACUAAUGUGCCAGGCAGAGGUGCUCUGUCAAGGUUUUGAAUUACCCAGAAUUAAUUAUGACAUCAACGGCAAGAGGCACCGGUUUGUCUACGGGAACUGUGUGGAGGAGUCUGCACUGGCAAAAGAGAUUGGGAAGUUUGACACAGAAACCAAGGAAAGGGUUAACUGGAGUGAGGACAACUGCUGGCCGUCAGAGCCUGUGUUCAUCCCCAGACCAAAUGCAGAGUCGGAGGAUGAUGGUGUGGUCUUAACAUCAGUUAUCAACUCAAACCCAAGCCAGUCUAAUUUCAUCCUGAUUCUUGAUGGCAGAACAUUCAAAGAAGUAGCUCGAGCAUACGUGAACACUGAGCUCCAAAAGGAUAUGCAUGGAUUUUUUAUCCCCCAAGGAAAUUAGUCAGUUGUGUAUAUGUAAAAAUUCCUUUUGAGAUCUCCCAAAAAACUGAACUUUGAACGUUGGAAAACACACUGCUGAAUAGUGUUGUGUUUUAGACAAAAGUGUGAUGAGGAUGGACACGGUGGACUUCCUCAUCUCUUUAAAAUUAUUGUGAUUGUAUCAAAGAAAGAUGCAGAUUUAUUCCUUUUGUGUGUAUCAAAAUCUCACUUAAGCAUAUAUAUAUCACUGUUUGUUAUGUAAUCCAUAUUAUUCUAUUGUACUGCUAUGACUGUUAUUGUACUUGUGCUCAUCCUUUUCAUUAAAAGAAACAUGUCAAGUUCUGA
Molecule: messenger RNA, 2110 nt
Organism: Siniperca chuatsi (mandarin fish)
Lineage: Eukaryota; Metazoa; Chordata; Actinopteri; Centrarchiformes; Sinipercidae
Gene: bco1
Product: beta-carotene oxygenase 1
Exons: 12
Coding region: 84-1787 (567 amino acids)
Biological process (GO): carotene catabolic process; retinal metabolic process
Molecular function (GO): beta-carotene 15,15'-dioxygenase activity; carotenoid dioxygenase activity
Source: RefSeq, a predicted model, not a curated record